Molecule: messenger RNA, 2319 nt
Organism: Tripterygium wilfordii
Lineage: Eukaryota; Viridiplantae; Streptophyta; Magnoliopsida; Celastrales; Celastraceae
Product: ethylene-responsive transcription factor ERN1-like
Exons: 1
Coding region: 1108-2319 (403 amino acids)
Biological process (GO): regulation of DNA-templated transcription
Molecular function (GO): DNA-binding transcription factor activity; DNA binding
Source: RefSeq, a predicted model, not a curated record
ACUUCAAAGAUAUUAAAAACCAACAUAUCAAACAGAGAGAGAAGUUAUCUCUGCAUAUGAACCUGUUUGGCUGUUUGUUCCUUUAUUUUCUCUGAAUAUAUUAAAGAUAUUGAACCUUUGUUGUAGUUUAUAUUGUUAUCAUCAUAUAUUUUUCUAAUAGCACUACUAAGAAAGAGUUGGAAAAAAAACUGUCUCUGUGCUUUUCUGUGCAUAGCAUAUAAACAUUUAGAACGUUUAGAGUCAGUCCAAGAAUGUCAUUGUCUCUGCUUAAUUAAUGAAAACCCUUUUAUAGUUUAAUCUAAAUAUCUUCAUUCAUUAGAAAUAUUAAAAUGGUUUUGGAAAUCAGAAAAUAUUGCAUCUCUCAUAAUUGUCAUGGUUUAGUCGAGCUUUGGAGAUUUCGCUCCUUUUUACUGUUAUGAACAUUGACAAAAGCAAAAAUGAUUAGUUCUCUCUAUGCAGCAUGACUGGUUUUCCAAAGAAAUGUGCUUAAUCGGCUUUUGGAAGCUUGAAAAUGACUUAUGGUUCGAGAUCUGAUCAUUGAUUAGCUCAUAGUUUUGGUUAUGCCUGUAGGUAUUGCAAUAUGUCUCUAUCAGGAUAAUGAUAACUUCAAUGGUUUUUUUUUUUUUUCUCCUAAGUGCUCUAACUUAACAGAGUUGUAUUAUAUAAAAUUUACAAGUUUCCGCAUUGGACAGCAUAAAUUAUAAAAGAAACUAGAGGAGAUUGAAGGAGAGUGAUAGGUUGACUCAGUCAGGGCCUGAGUCCUGCAUUUUGAUACUUAAGAAAUGGAGAAUAGGAGGCUUAGAUACCAUUUGGCUGGCUUAGUCAAAGAAAUAAAACAAACAUUCCCACUCUGUCGAUAAAAGCAAGAAACUUCCAUAUGUUUCAAUUCUAGCAGAAAUUGAGAAGGAACAAGGAUGAACAAACAAGCAAUAAGACUCUUUCAGCAGUUCCCUUUCUGUUUGACAGGAUUAUCAAGGCCUACAUAUAUAUAUAUGAAGGCACAUACACCCCCAAAACAACACCACCAAAGCUUCUAAAAAAGACUUACUAUAGCCUACAAAUCUUAACAUCCUUUUAGAAAACAAAAGAACAUACAGAAGGAGAACUAUGGCUAGGAAGAGAAAGAUGGAUGACUGUGUGCAGGAGAAAAAUUCUAGUGAGAACAACAUGGCUUGGGAUGAGAUGGUGAAGGAAGUCGCCACAGCAGCAGCAGUGGGAGGAGCCCGGGGAGCUAGAAAGAGAUAUGUUGGUGUCCGACAGAGGCCAUCAGGGAGGUGGGUAGCUGAGAUCAAAGACACCAUACAGAAGAUAAGGGUGUGGUUAGGCACAUUUGAUACUGCAGAGGAAGCAGCCAGAGCUUAUGAUGAGGCUGCUUGCUUGCUUCGCGGUGCCAACACUCGGACAAAUUUCUGGCCUUGUUCUCCAUCCUCUUCUUCAACUCCAGCUCUUCCCUCGAAGAUCACAAACUUGCUUCUCCAAAGGCUCAAAUCAAGAAACAAUUCUUGCGCUGCUUCUUCACCUACUUCUCCACCAAUCAACCGGCUAGAAGAGCAACAAGCAAAGGAGUUCAAAGAAGAAGAAGAAGAAACAGAUUUUUCAAAUACCCACUUCACAGAUUUCCUCAAUGAUCCUGAUGACUAUAUUUUGCGCAACGAUAACGUUGGCAACAUCAGUGCAAGUCGUAUUGACUACAUGACAAGUAGUCUUGAGUCAUGUUUGAACGAGAAAGAAGAUAGUGGGAGUAAGGAAAUGGAUAUGGAUUGUUGCUGGAAUGAUGUGGCACAGACUUCUAGUGGUGAUGGUAACUUUGGAGGAGAAGGAGAAGAAGAUGAAGAAGAAGAAGAAGGAACCGAUAUGGGGGCGUUGGAUUUUAACUUUGUGGACAAUGUUGGAUCAUCUUUUUAUUACUCUCCUUUUGAGAUUGCAGAGGAGAUUGAAGAACCGGUGGAGCCUGAAUACUGCGGUGAUGAACCUUCAAUGCUCAGGGCUGCCAUGAAGAGGAUGAAGUAUGAAAGAAAAUUCUCGGCCUCUCUCUAUGCUUUCAACGGGAUACCUGAGUGCUUGAAAUUGAGAGUUGCAGCACAAAAUGUGAAGGGGAGAGCAAGGUCUGAUCACUUCACCAAACUUCAAAACGCAUGUGAUAAGAAUGACGAGGAUGAGGAGAAGAAUGCAAAUGAAGAUGAUACAGAAGUGAUGAGGAAACAGGAGGAAAAACAAGAGAGUUCCGAGGAUAUGGGGUCAUCUUCUUCCUUGAGCAAUGACAGUGAAUUUUCACUCUGGAACUCUCUGGAUCUGCCUCCCAUUUGCUUUGUUAACUGA